Hordeum vulgare subsp. vulgare (domesticated barley) is the source of this 2425-nucleotide messenger RNA. Its product is annotated as probable ethylene response sensor 1. Gene Ontology annotation, biological process: phosphorylation; signal transduction. Gene Ontology annotation, molecular function: phosphorelay sensor kinase activity; ethylene binding; ethylene receptor activity. Gene Ontology annotation, cellular component: endoplasmic reticulum. The coding region runs from base 246 to 2153 and encodes 635 amino acids. NCBI's taxonomy places the organism in Eukaryota, Viridiplantae, Streptophyta, Magnoliopsida, Poales, Poaceae. The record is from RefSeq and is a predicted model, not a curated record. The transcript has 6 exons.
CUUUCCUUUCUUCCCUUUGCACCCGUGUGUGUGGGGGUGGGGUGGUGCCGUCCGUGGUAGACUUCACUGCCGUCCGUCUGUCCGCGCAUCUGGCUCCCUCCCUUCCUUCCUUCCUUCCCCUUUCAGCGCCGCUUCCUCCUCGCCCUGCCCGCCUCCCCCGCCGUCCAACCUUCCGGCAGCUCCGGGCGUCGAGCCGCCGGCCGAGGGAAUGUUGUGACAACUGAUGUGGUGCUGAAGCAUCAGGGAUGGAACGAUGCGACUGCAUCGAGCCGCUGUGGCCGACUGACGAGCUCCUCAUCAAGUACCAGUACAUCUCCGACUUCUUCAUAGCCCUCGCAUACUUCUCCAUCCCGUUGGAGCUCAUCUACUUCGUGAAGAAGUCGUCCUUCUUCCCGUACAGAUGGGUUCUCAUCCAGUUUGGUGCCUUUAUAGUCCUUUGUGGAGCGACCCAUCUCAUCAACCUGUGGACUUUCACCACGCACACGAAGACCGUCGCUAUGGUCAUGACGGUUGCCAAGGUUUCGACGGCCGUCGUUUCCUGCGCGACGGCUUUGAUGCUUGUUCACAUCAUCCCUGACCUGCUUAGUGUCAAAACGAGGGAGCUGUUUCUGAAGAAUAAAGCUGAAGAGCUUGAUUGGGAGAUGGGCUUGAUAAGGACGCAGGAAGAGACCGGGAGACAUGUUAGGAUGCUAACUCAUGAAAUCAGAAGCACACUCGAUAGACAUACGAUUUUGAAGACUACCAUUGUUGAGCUAGGAAGGACCUUGGGUCUCGAAGAGUGUGCCCUGUGGAUGCCAUCAAGAAGCGGUUCAAAUCUUCAGCUUUCACAUACUCUGCGCCACCAAAUUACUGUUGGGUCAUCUAUAUCAAUUAAUCUUCCUGUUAUCAACCAAGUUUUCAGUAGCAAUCGAGCAAUCAUAAUACCGCACACAUCCCCUUUGGCACGGAUCCGGCCUCUUGCAGGACGAUAUGUUCCACCAGAAGUGGCUGCAGUGCGAGUACCUCUUCUAAAUCUUUCAAACUUCCAAAUAAAUGACUGGCCAGAGCUUUCAGCAAAAAGCUAUGCUAUUAUGGUUCUGAUGCUUCCAUCUGAUAGUGCAAGGAACUGGCAUGUGCAUGAGUUGGAGCUUGUUGAGGUCGUCGCCGAUCAGGUAGCAGUUGCACUCUCUCAUGCAGCUAUCCUUGAAGAGUCCAUGCGUGCGCGUGAUUUGCUAAUGGAGCAAAAUGUUGCCCUGGAUUUAGCUCGACGAGAUGCUGAAACGGCCAUCCGUGCUCGGAAUGAUUUCCUAGCUGUUAUGAAUCAUGAAAUGAGAACACCAAUGAAUGCAAUCAUAGCUCUUUCGUCCUUACUCUUGGAAACUGAACUAACUCCUGAGCAGCGUUUAAUGGUGGAAACAGUAUUAAAGAGCAGCAAUCUUCUAGCAACACUUAUCAAUGAUGUGUUGGAUCUUUCCAAACUUGAGGAUCGCAGCCUUGAAUUGGAGAUCAGAGCAUUCAAUCUUCAUGCUGUCUUCAAAGAGGUGAUGGGUUUCAUCAGACCAAUUGCAGCUAUCAAGAGGCUGUCUAUGUCGGUUAUGUUAGCACCAGAUUUACCAUUAUGUGCUAUUGGCGAUGAAAAGAGGCUAAUGCAAACUAUCCUAAAUAUCUCCGGUAAUGCUGUUAAGUUCACCAAGGAGGGCCACAUUACACUUCUAGCUUCCAUUCUAAAGCCUGAUUCCUUAAGAGAGUUCAGAACCCCAGAUUUCCAUCCAGCUGCAAGUGAUGACCAUUUCUACUUGAAAGUUCAGCUGAAGGAUACAGGCUGUGGCAUUAGUCCUCAGGAUCUACCCCAUGUGUUCACAAAAUUCACCCAAACUCAGCCUGGAGGCAACCAAGGAUACAGCGGAAGUGGCCUUGGCCUUGCCAUCUGCAGGAGGUUUGUGACUCUGAUGGGAGGCCACAUCUGGCUGGACAGUGAAGGGGCAGGAAGAGGCUGCACGGCCACAUUCAUCGUCAGGCUCGGCGUGUCCGACAACACAGACGCAUACCGGCAGCAGCUGACCCCUCUCGCCUGGCCAGGCAGUGCAAAUGCCGAAUCAUCCGGUCCAAAGGCGCUUCACGAGGAGAGGUGGCCGCCGUCUUCCCUGAAGCCUCGUUACCAGAGAAGCGUAUGAGGUAUAGUGUAAACGGUCGACGGUGCUGGUGUCGAGUAGGGAGUCAGUAGCUAGUUUUGUGAGUCCCCCCUCUAAUUUUGUGCCUAGUCUUGCUGUAGCUGGCAUAUAUUGUACAAAUAAUGUGUAUAGCAAAUGGGACUUCAGAUUGCAGUUAUGUUCCUGGGCGCAGCAUCAACUCGCUGCGUUCAGUAGCAUAUGCUGUCCAGCGAAUUUGCAUAUUCCGUGUGCGCGUGACCCCGGUUAUAUCAGAUCGAAACUACUCUCCGUGGGAA